This is a messenger RNA of Mustela erminea (ermine), 2801 nucleotides long. RefSeq names its product family with sequence similarity 167 member A (gene FAM167A). The record is from RefSeq and is a predicted model, not a curated record. NCBI's taxonomy places the organism in Eukaryota, Metazoa, Chordata, Mammalia, Carnivora, Mustelidae. The transcript has 4 exons. The coding region runs from base 824 to 1456 and encodes 210 amino acids.
CGGAGACCGGACUGAAACCGCUCAGGGUGGAAUAGCUCCGCCGUCGCCAGGCAACCGCCCUGACGCAACGCAAAAAAAAAAAAAAAAAAAAAAAAAAGUCCCUUAAAAAAAAGAAUAGUGCUGAGAAUUCACGGGAGCAGAGAGAAAGGGAGGCAGAAGCCAGCUCAGCCCCGAGGCUGGAGCCAGAGGCUGCGGCGCCAGAAGCCCACGUCCCGAGAAGAAGGCUGGGAGCUAGGGGACUCCCUUGGAAAGGGCCUUGGAGCGCCCCGGAAGGUAUGGACAGAAACUCUCAAUGAUAAGUGAGUGGAGGUACAACCAUUAGAACAGGACACCGGAAACCGAGCUUCACGGAGAGACCCCCCCCGGGGGAGUGUGGGGCCUCCAACCAGCCAGCCAGCAGCUUCGCACCGCCUGCCCUGGCCCGUGAGGAGGGAGCUCAGUCCUGCCUCCCCGCCAGCUCCCCGCCAGUCUCAGAUCUGUCUGCACCUCCAGGACUGAUAGAUCUUCUUGGCAAAUCUGCCCCCAAAGAUUCCUGCUGACACUUGUCUAUUCCUGCCUUUUGUGAAACAUGGCAUCCGCAGGACUCCAGGAAGAAUCUUAAAUCCUGACCCUCCACAGCUGCUCCGGAGGGCACCCCGUGUGGCUCAUCCACGGCGGGCCCCUGUCAGCUCCGGGAGCUGCUCACAUCCCAGCAAUGCGCUCAGGAGCCCUGACCCCAACCGGAUGAGAGCAGUCCUGAGUGGGACCCAACCUUGCCACCCACCAAGAGUCCCACACCACCUCCCGCUGCCUCCCAUGUCUGGCCGCCCCAGCAGACUCUAGAAUGUCUGUGCCUCAGAUCCAAGUAGAAGAAGUGGUAGGUGGGGAAGAAGAGCCGGCAGGAGCGGCCCUGCCUCCGGAUGACCACCUCCGGAGCCUGAAGGCCCUCACUGAGAAACUGAGGCUGGAGACCCGGAGGCCCUCCUACUUGGAAUGGCAGGCCAGGCUGGAAGAGCAGACAUGGCCCUUCCCGAGGCCCCCUGCUGAGCAGGGGGAGUGUGGGGAGGAGGACCCCUCAUCCCCGAGGAGAGAGCCCAGGCGGCAUUCCCCACCUAACGGGAGUGGCCCCCAGGACGCUGGGCCCCAGCCCACCGGCAAGCUGGAAGGCUUUGAAAGUAUCGACGAGGCUAUAGCCUGGCUCAGGAAGGAGCUGAUGGAGAUGCGGCUACAGGACCAGCAGCUGGCCAGACAGCUCAUGCGCCUGCGCAGUGACAUCAGCAAGCUGAAGAUCGAGCAGACCUGUGACCUGCAUAGGAGAAUGCUCAAUGACGCCACCUACGAGCUGGAGGAACGGGACGAGCUGUCUGAUCUCUUCUGUGACUCUCCGCUGGCCUCCUCCUUCAGUCUCUCCACCCCACUCAAGCUCAUUGGAGUCACCAAGAUGAAUAUCAACUCCAGGAGGUUCUCUCUGUGCUGAGAAGCCCUAGAAGGGGUCCGAGGAGCCAGAACAGAAUGUUUGGGAGGCGGGGAGGGGAGGCGGGGAGGGCAUGGAGGUUGUAUCACCUUGAGUGAGUCUCCCCAGGGGCAGGGCUUCCCUGUGGCUUCCCCGUGUGGGCCCUCAGACCCAUGGCAGGUGCUCUGUCAGGGGGCCCCGGCUGUGGAGCCCCACAACCCCUUGACUGUCCGUGACCCAAAGUGUUCUGCAGAAGGGCUGCUCCAUCUAGGUGUUCAGUGAGACCUGGAUCCUAGCAUGACUCAUCUCCAUCCUCCCCUCACUGACCCGCAUUCCGUUUCCUCAGAAUCACUGGUGCUAUGAUCUGAGAUCCCAAAGGGGGGCCACCAAAUGCUAUGGUUCUUGCAGAAAACUUUCCCAAGGGCACUGAGCCCCCAGGGAGGAGGUGACUAGGUACCUCAGAUGAGCCCAUCUGCUGUUGUUGUCCUCUAAGUACUGGCUCAGAUUCACCAUAGACAGGUGACUCAGCAGCCCUGACAGGGACCCAGGAGGAAAGGAAAACCAGAAGGAGCGACAAACCAGAAGCUUGGGAACACAGGCCCCAUAACCAUCGCCAGCUUCUCUGCUGAGCGGCUGUCCAGGCUCCUGUCAGUCUUAGACCUUGGCACAACCACGGCUGUGUCAAUUGUUUCUAGUGCGUGCCAGGAUACACGGGGGCCACAGGGGUGGAGCAAACACGGAUGUCCUUUCUGCUGCCUUCCCUGGCCGCACACACCAAUCCCAAUCUCCAAAGCGCCCCUUUGCCGCCACCCUGCUCCUCCAGGGGAGUGCCCGAGUGAACUAGGUAAGUCUGUCAGUGGAUUUCCCAGCACCAAAUUCUCCUGGUGGCAUCACCUUUGUCCCCUUUCUGCCCUCCCCAGAACGACUUGAAGAAGUUCAGGAGCUCACCCUGAGCCUCCUCUGACAUUCUGUGCCUGAUUUAAACCACUAAUUUCAAUUGAAUCAGACUGUUACUAAUCUGUUGCUAACGUGUUCAGAGCUGUUUGAUUUUUGUCCACAUGGUGAUGCCAGUUGGGUAGGUCAAGUGCAUUAGUUCAGGAUUUGACUUGAAAAGUUCUCCCUGAUGACAAGCAUGAGGAUGAGCAAGGCGAAGACCAAGGCCUCAACAGGGAGGAAAGUUAGCCUCAUAGAACGCCACCUGGUGCAGGUUCUCCUGCCAGCGGGGGGUGGCUUUUGACGUCCCCUAGUUCAAGCCUCCUUGUGCAUAAAGGAGUAAAGUGAAGCCAGGGAAAGAGGAUGACUUCCCUCAGAUUAUGCGGCUCCGUAGUGGCUACAGACGGCCAACAGGUUAAAUCAUUAUUGAGAAUGU